GAAGUUGAAGAUCAUGCUCAGGAAAGGACCACAUCCAGCUCAAGUUUGAGAAUCUGCAAGGGUGUUCAAAAUGGGCUUUCACAUCCCAUCCUGGGCAACCUGUCCCAGCACCUCACCCCCUUGCUAUGGAGAGGGGGCUUCCCUCUGUCUGAUGGGAAUUUCCCUUUUCACAGCUUGUGGCUGAUACCUCUCAUGCUUUGGCUGUAGCCUCUGAGGGGACUCUGGGCACAGCCCUCCCCACGCAGGCCCAGGGCAGGGAAAUGAUGGCCACCCUUGACCUGGUGGCCCCCUCAGUGUGCAGCCUUUGAACUGCAGUAGUGUCAAGACACUAAACACAUUUAUAUGACACCUUCAACUGACUCAGGAGCAGGUCUGGAGGUGCCACUGGCCGCCCUGGGGCCUGGCAGCCUCACCCCCUGGCUGUGUGCUAGUCCCUGCCAGCCCACAUGGUCACAGUGCCAAAGGAAACCAGGUAGGAAUUUUGGUUGGGUCAGGGUGGAUAACAGUCACUGUCCCCUCAUUCCCAAGGAGUGAUGAACACUUCCCUGGAACAUAUAAGCACCUCCCUGUUUUUAUAUAUCUUUUUGCCUUCCGUUUGCAUUGGAGGUUUGUGAAAGUAAAGACUGAUAAGAUACAGUUAUGUGUCAUAUCACAGCUAGCAGAGCUUUCUUCAGCUAUUUCCAUGAAACAUAUUUUUAUUGUUUUAACUACUUUAUGCUAAUAAACUGGAGGUACUUUGUACACACCAAAUACAAACAAAGUGACGGCACUUGAAAUUGGGGUCCUCCCUGUUGCUGUUGUUCUAAAUCUAAGACUUAACCUAAUUUCCUAAAUCAAACAAACCAUGAGAUAAAAGGAGCACUAUGAGCAUGAGUCCAGCUGUGACAAGGCACAUUGCCAGCCAUGUCAGGUGUGGGAACCACUGGUGUGAUGAGAACUGCCUGAGGGCAGGACUACGGGGUGAGCACUGCCUGAGCAGUGUCAUCACUCUGGUAUCCAAACUGCUGGUAUUUGGGUAGAAGGGUCAAAGCUCAGAUGAGAAGAUUCUGUCCAAGAAGCACUGAAUGGAGAAGAAAUAGAGCUGUAGAGUCACAAGGAGGACUUGUGGUGGAAGGCCACCUCCAUCUGGAUAACAGUAUGGCCUAGGAAAUGGCAUAUGAAACCCCAGGGUUGGGUAAAGGUGUAAAUAGAUUUGGAAUCCAUAAAAUCUAUGUUAAAGAAAAAACUGCCAUUCUAGUCAGCUAGUUUGAGGCAUUGCCUAAUGCUGACAGAUAAUCUUUAAAGCAGUGCAGAGAUAGCUGCAUACUGAGAGCAUUGAUCUUUUUGUAAUCUUUUGUGGCAUUUCACUAUGAUCCAUAAAACAGUUACAAAAAGCUGCAUACAUUAGGGCAUGGGUUCUUUAUUGCCUCUUCUCCAUCCUUUGGCCAGCAGCUGUGGCUCUGCAGAAGAACAUGUACAGCCAGUAAUUGUGAUGCCAUGCACACUGCAAGGUUGCUCAUGUAUAUCUGUCAUAUGAAAUUCCCCCAAUUCUUGCUAUUACAUAGAGAAAUUAAUUUCUGUAAAUAACAGUUUGUUCUAGAGUUCAAGAUGUUUCCAUUUCUACAAAGAAAUAAUAGGACCUCACCCUUUGAGAGAGUUACUGGCACUCUGUGAGGGAUAGAAGGCACAUAAUUAUGCACUAUCUACAACUGUCCAUGAGCUCUACCUUAAGAGAAGCCACUUAAAGCUCAGGUUACUCUGUAAGUACCUGGAGCUGGCAGCAGCUCCUGUGUACACUGGCUGGCCAGGACAUGGCCUGCAGCCAUCACAGUAGUUUCACACAGAUCCCUAAACAGCAUGGGAAAGUGCCAUCCUUCAGUAGCAGCUCAAACAAUGUACUUGGAGUGGUGACAGAGCCUCUCCCUGGUGGUUUUCUCUAGAGCUGUGCAAGGCAAUUUUAAGAUUGUGUGUAUUUUUGUUAAUGUUCAGGUGUCACAAUACUUUGGUACAGUUUGGGAAAACAACAAACUACAGUUAUUGUUCAUGAAGUGCAUUAAUGCAUUCUAGAAAGCACAGAUUUGGAGAAUAUAGGCCCCAUUUCAAGUUUCUUUUAAGCUCACUGUUUCAGACAAAAUAGCUCAGACAUGUAACAAACUGGCAGGAAGUCAUAGCAGGGAAUAUAUGAUUAAGGAAACUAAAUAAACCCAUUUCCAUGAAUACUCAGUGGGUAUUCAAUGGGUAUUGCCCAUGUGUCCUUGCCAAUACUACAGUCCAGGGCUUGGAAAGCAGCAAUGUGGAAAUCCCGAUGUUACUGUGUUGGCCAGCCAGGAAUAUUCAUGUAGUAAUUUGGUGUUGGUGCAGCUUGUGACCCAGCUCCUGUGAGCUUGCCACAUUGAAAUGAAUCUGGCUGGCUCAGCCCACCUCCCUCUGCCCCCAGGCUGGGUUUAUUAAAUUGGAGCACAGCAAACGCAGAGUUUCUGUAGGUAACAAAAGUUAUCUACAUUUGACUUUCCUCAUUUCACAACCCACACUCCUACCCCUAAAACUACAUACGCUUCACCCACAGAACCAUUACCUCAUAGCCCUUUUAUUUCCUUUUCUUUUAGACUGAAUCUUUUAUGUGACUUUAAAAAAACCAGAAACUAUUCCCCAGCACACUGUUAUCUCCGGUUGUAGUACCCGGAAGGAGUGCUGGGGCCAAAUCGGGCACGAUGGAAUUUGCUGUGGGGAAACCCGCUGAUGACACUGGAACCCGCCCGUGUGUGAAUUCCCGUGGCUGCUGGCACCCCUUUAUAAGCAGGUGGAGGUGCGGCAGGGCUGGCAGGAGCAGCAGGCACUGACUGGAGCACAGCUGUGUGUGCAGAGGGAAUGACUGGCUGCAGCAGCAAGAGCAUGGUCCUGCUGUCCCUGCUGGGGCUCCUGGCGCUGCUCCUGUGGGGCUCCUCGGAAGCACAAAGCAACCAGGAUUGCUGCCUGUCCUACACCAAAGUGCGUCUGCCUCGCUGGGCCCUGAAGGGUUACACUGAACAGCUCUCCAGUGAGGUCUGUGACAUCCCUGCCAUCAUUUUCCACACUGCCAGUGGGCUGAAGGCUUGUGUAAAUCCUAAGGAAGGUUGGGUGAAGAAACAUCUCCUUUUCCUGAGCCACAGGCUCAGGAAGAUGUCAUCCUGACAGGGUUUCCAGCAAGGAGCUGAGCACAGACAUGGCUGAGGCUCUCAGCUGAGAUGGUUUGUGCACUGUUGUGUCUCACUCCCCUCCACCUCCUUCCUUGGAACCAAUGAACCUCUUGAGUUGAUUCAUCGUGCAUCGCUCUUCUGCCUGAGCUAAAGCAUGUUGUUAAAGUUUCUAAUUUUACAAAACAUGUAUGUUACUGAUAGGACAUGGGUACUGUUUUGUAAAGUCUACCUUGAGCUGUUGUACAGAGUGUGAAUUUUAUUAAGUUUAUUUCAUGUUGGUUUUGUUUUCUUAAGCAUGUGUAAAGCAGGUUAUUUAUUCUGUUUAUAUUGUUAUUGUCUUAUACCAAAAUGUUUUCAUUAAGCCUUAGUUAGCAUUAUACCUCUUGAACUAUGGUUAAACACAUUUGUAGAAAAAAAAGAUAACUGGAGAUUAAAAAAAAAAUAUUAAAAUCAGCACUUUCUGCGAUA
Molecule: messenger RNA, 3623 nt
Organism: Oenanthe melanoleuca
Lineage: Eukaryota; Metazoa; Chordata; Aves; Passeriformes; Muscicapidae
Gene: CCL20
Product: C-C motif chemokine ligand 20
Exons: 4
Coding region: 2848-3150 (100 amino acids)
Biological process (GO): inflammatory response; neutrophil chemotaxis; positive regulation of ERK1 and ERK2 cascade
Cellular component (GO): extracellular region
Molecular function (GO): chemokine activity; CCR chemokine receptor binding
Source: RefSeq, a predicted model, not a curated record